AUGACCAGUCUAGCAGGGAAGCUGGACCCUCGGAGGGUCCAAUGGCGCUCGACGUGGAACACCUUUACGACCCGUGUCCUGAGGACCAAACCUGUGGAGUCCAUGUUGGAUUCGGCCACGUCGGGGACCAGCUCACAUGGCACCAGACUGGCGCGGGUCUUAUCUACAGUGGAUCUGGUGUCGCUGGGCGUGGGCAGCUGCGUCGGAACGGGGAUGUAUGUAGUCUCGGGGCUGGUUGCCAAGGAGAUGGCUGGCCCGGGGGUCAUCGUGUCCUUCAUUAUCGCCGCUGUGGCCUCCAUACUGUCAGGCGUGUGUUAUGCAGAGUUUGGCGUGCGGGUGCCUAAGACCACGGGUUCGGCCUACACGUACAGCUACGUGACCGUGGGCGAGUGCGUGGCGUUUUUCAUCGGCUGGAACUUGAUUCUGGAGUAUCUGAUUGGCACAGCGGCGGGGGCGUCGGCUCUCAGCAGCAUGGCCGACUCACUGGCCAAUCACAGCAUCAGUAACUUUAUGAUUACACACAUUGGGACGCUCAAUGGCCUGGGUAAAGGGGAGCAGUCGUACCCGGACCUGCUGGCGCUGCUGAUCGCACUGGUGGUGACGGUGAUCGUUGCUUUGGGAGUGAAGAACUCUGUGGGCUUCAACAACGUGCUGAACGUCAUCAACCUCAUCGUGUGGGUCUUCAUGAUGAUCGCCGGGCUGUUCUUCGUCAAUGGGGAGAACUGGGACGAUGGGAGAUUCCUGCCCUUUGGCUGGUCGGGGGUGAUGCAGGGUGCAGCCACCUGUUUCUAUGCCUUCAUUGGAUUUGACAUCAUUGCUACGACAGGAGAGGAGGCCAAGAGUCCCAACACCUCCAUCCCUUACGCCAUCACUGCCUCACUCAUCACCUGCCUCACUGCCUACGUCUCUGUUUCUGUGAUCCUGACUCUGAUGGUGCCGUACAAUGAGAUUGACGCAGACGCCCCGCUCAUGGAGAUGUUUGCCGUGCAUGGCUGUAUGUUCGCAAAGUAUAUUGUGGCGGUGGGCUCCAUAGCCGGACUCACUGUAUCCCUCCUGGGGUCCCUGUUCCCCAUGCCCAGGGUCAUCUACGCCAUGGCGGGGGACGGCCUGCUAUUUAAGUUCCUGGCCAAUGUGUCUUCCUACACAGAGACCCCUGCUGUUGCCUGUGUGGUGUCCGGCUUCCUGGCUGCCCUGCUUUCCCUCCUGGUUAGCCUCCGAGACCUCAUUGAGAUGAUGUCCAUAGGAACCCUGCUGGCCUACACUCUGGUAAGCCUGUGUGUUCUCCUGCUGCGUUACCAACCUGAGAGCGACAUCCACGGCUUUGUGAACUUCCUCUCCGAGGAGCAGAACAACAAGAGAAAGGAGGGCGUUCUGGCUGAGUGCGAGAAAGACGCCUGUUCACCGACCAGCGAGGCGGAUGAGUACGGAGGCCCGGCCACUAACACCUGUGGAGCCAAAAACCUGCCGUCACUGGGCGACAACGAGAUGCUGAUAGGCAAACCAGAUAAAAACACCUACACUGCCAGCCACCCAAACUACGGCACAGUGGAUAUGACCUCCGGCAUUGAAGCGGAGGAGUCAGAGGGCGGGUUGUCCCGGCGGUUGAAGAAGCUCAUUGGACCACGCUACUACACCUUGAGGAUCCGAUUGGGCCUCCCGGGAAAGAUGGACAGGCCAACUCCGGCCACUGGGAAAACUGUCACUGUGUGUGUGCUGCUCCUCUUCAUUUCCAUCUUUGCUUUCUGCUCCUUCAUCAUUUUUGGAGCGAGCUAUAUUGGGGAGGGUCGCUGGUGGGCUCUGCUGCUAUUAAUCUUCUUCAUCAUCUUCCUGGCCCUGCUCGUCAUCAUCAUCCUCCAGCAGCCGGAGAACCCUAAGCGUCUGCCCUACAUGGCGCCCUGUGUGCCCUUUGUACCUGCUUCAGCCAUGCUGGUCAACAUCUACCUCAUGCUUAAACUGUCUGCCAUCACCUGGAUACGAUUCUCAAUCUGGUGCAUCGUGGGUGUGAUCAUCUAUUUUGGCUAUGGCAUGUGGAAUAGUGCGCUGGAGAUCAAGGCCAGGGAGAGCGAGGUGCACGCCUCCACCUACCAGCGCUACGAUCAAGGCGUGGACGAAGGCUUCUGCGGCUUCGACGACGACUUCUACCCGCCUACCACUGACCCCUGGGGUGCGGCUCAGGGGGGAUCGGGGCUCACCCCGCCCCCUGUGGUGAAACCCGAAAGUGACGGGUCGCCAUCGAAAGGCGGAGGCAGGACCAUUGCCAAUCACGGCCUCGCCGAGGAGGAUCCGAUGGAUUUCUGA
This is a messenger RNA of Anoplopoma fimbria (sablefish), 2298 nucleotides long. RefSeq names its product solute carrier family 7 member 14a (gene slc7a14a). Gene Ontology annotation, molecular function: amino acid transmembrane transporter activity. The record is from RefSeq and is a predicted model, not a curated record. Gene Ontology annotation, biological process: transmembrane transport; amino acid transport. The coding region runs from base 1 to 2298 and encodes 765 amino acids. NCBI's taxonomy places the organism in Eukaryota, Metazoa, Chordata, Actinopteri, Perciformes, Anoplopomatidae. Gene Ontology annotation, cellular component: plasma membrane. The transcript has 9 exons.